Messenger RNA from Musca domestica (house fly), 3000 nucleotides. Its product is annotated as WD repeat-containing protein 3. Gene Ontology annotation, molecular function: protein binding; snoRNA binding. The coding region runs from base 108 to 2906 and encodes 932 amino acids. Gene Ontology annotation, biological process: maturation of SSU-rRNA. The record is from RefSeq and is a predicted model, not a curated record. Gene Ontology annotation, cellular component: Pwp2p-containing subcomplex of 90S preribosome; small-subunit processome. The transcript has 2 exons. Lineage: Eukaryota; Metazoa; Arthropoda; Insecta; Diptera; Muscidae.
GAGAGAUUCCCAUUUCAAAACAACAACAAAUAACACGUGCAACAAGAGACAAUCAGCAAAGGAACGAAAACGCGUAUUUUUUGUUUUAUUAAAAAAUAACAUAAAUUAUGGGUUUAACUAAACAAUAUUUGGCCUAUAGGGCCAUUGAUAGCUUUAAUAUUGUGGCCAGUGGUCGUUCAAAUGUUAACUUUGUGAUUUACAAUAAAAUCGAGGGCCGUUAUGUGGUCUCGGCGGCAGCCGAAAAUGUGAUUCUCUGGGAUUUGAGAUUGGGAGAACGUGUCCUAACCUUGCGUCGUGAUAAACAAGAAGUCACUGCAUUGCGGGUUUCUCCGGAUCGUCUACAUGUUGCUGUGGGCUAUAAUGAUGGUGUUGUGGAAAUAUUCGACUUAACAAAUCCCCAAAAUUCCGUUUGCUCUUUGGCUUUGCAUAAAAGUGCAAUUUCUAUUCUGCGUUAUGAUGAGCAGGGCAUUCGCUUGGUGUGCGGCAGUUUAGAUUGUGAAAUGACCGUGGUAGAUGUGGUGGAACAGGCGGGUCGUCAACGUUUAAUUGGACACAAUGCUCCCGUGACAGAUGCCCAUUUCAUGGAACGUUUCAACGAGCAAAGCAUCGUGGUGAGCAGUUCCAAGGAUACACAAAUUAAAUUCUGGAACUUGGAAACCCAAUUUUGUUUCAAAACUGUUGUUGAUAAUCGUACUGAGGUGUGGGCUUUGGCAUUUAUCAAGGAUUUAAUGGUGGCUGGUAGCGGUGAAUCGACAUUAAAUGUUUAUCGCCUCAAGUCGAGGGAUACUACCCAGGUGGACCAAACAAUAGAGUCAGCAGUUGAGGGUUUGUCCAUUGAUGAUGAAGACACAAUAAGUCCAAUAUCCAUUAGCAAUUGUGGUGUCAUACAAAGAGCUGGCAAGGGAAGGUGUGUUAAUCUGGUGGCUGAUGCCUCGGAAAGGGUGAUUUCCUGCCAUGGCACGAAUGAUUUAAUUGAAAACUUUUACAUUUGCACCGAUGAUGAAGCCAAGAAACGCUUGGCCAAACGUUUGAAAAAAGCCAAGAAAUCGGAGGAGAAUGAAACACCCGAUUCCGGGGAUAUUAGCCUGUCGGAUGAAAUAAAACGUCUGGAAAGCAUUAAAGUUAAACAAAAAAUAAAAUCCAUUGAUAUUUUGCUGGGCGCCAGAGAUGAGCUGAGAGUUUUGGUCAGUUUGGCCAAUAACACGCUGCACCUGUAUAGCCAAGAAGCCAGUUUUAAGAGACAGGCUUCUGCGAAAGAGGAGACUGUGAAACUUCUCAGGUCAAUCAAUCGCCAAGGCCACCACUCUGAGGUUAGAAGUGUUUGUUUCAGUUCCGAUUCCUUGGCCAUUGGUUCGGGAUCGGCUGAAUCCUUUAAAUUUUGGAAUCGUGAUUCAAUGCAAUGUUUGCGCUCGGUGCCAGCAGAUUAUGUGUUGUGUUCCACAUUUGUGCCCGGCGAUAGAUAUAUAUUGUUGGGCCUGAAAUCGGGAAAACUUUUGAUUGUGGAUGUUGGUUCGGCCGAUGUGGUGGAAGAAAUUCCCGCCCAUGACAAUGAAUUGUGGUCGAUUGCCUUAUUGCCGGAUCAAAAAGGUUGUGUUACGGGUAGCAGUGAUGCCACCGUGAAAAUUUGGACGUUUGAAUUGAUUGAUAAUCCCGAGGAUAAAAUGGAUGUGGACAAUGAGGAUGAAGCGGAUAAUUUACAAAGAGUAAAAUAUGGCAAGGUGUUGUCAUUGUUGCACAAAAACACCCUGAAAUUGGAGGAGACUGUUUUGUGUGUCAAAGUUAGUCCUGAUAUGAAAUAUUUGGCUGUGGGCCUCUUGGAUUCCACGGUGAAGAUAUUCUUCUUGGACACGUUUAAGUUUUAUUUGUCUUUGUAUGGCCAUAAGUUGCCGGUUCUCUGUAUGGAUAUAUCCUAUGAUUCCUCGUUAAUUGCCACUGGAUCCUCCGAUAGGAAUGUCAAGAUAUGGGGUCUGGAUUUUGGUGAUUGCCAUCGUUCGUUGUUUGCCCAUGAUGACUCGGUUAUGGGUCUACAAUUUAUACCCAAUACCCAUAUGUUCUUCACCUGCGGUAAAGAUGGUAAAAUCAAACAAUGGGAUGCUGAUACCUUUGAUAAAAUCAUAACAUUGCCGGGCCACAUUGGAGAGGCCUAUAGUUUGGCGGUAAGUCCCAAUGGACGUUUUUUGGUUUCCUGUGGUUCCGAUAGGUGUUUGCGUUUGUUUGAACGUACCAAUGAACCUAUAGUUUUGCAAGACAUCCAAGAAGAGGAACGCGAGGAAAUGGAAAAUCAACAAUUGGCCACGGGAGAAGAUCAUGCAGUGCCCCUAUUGCCGGGCCUAAAAUUGGCUUCCCGCAAAACUGUGGGCUCUGAAAAGGCGGCAGAAUCUAUACUGGAAUGUUUGGAAAUUUGCCAAAAAUAUGAAGCCGAUGAAGAUGAUAAGCCUGAAUUGCAUCCCUUGAUGCGGGCCUUAAAUGUUACAAAUCCACAAGAUUUCCUAUUAGUUACAUUGGCCCGGAUAAGAGCCUCCGAUUUGGAGGAGGCUCUAUUGCUACUGCCAUUCUCAAAUGUUUGUGAGCUGUUAGAAAAACUCCCCGCCGUAUUGGAAAAACGUUCCGACGAAAUAGAGCUGUUAACCAAAGUUGUCUUGUUCCUCUUCAAGGUCCACAUGAAACCCAUAACCGGUGCGAAACAUAUGAAACCUUUAUUGGAGGAUCUAAUCAGAGCUUUGAAACGAGAUGUGAGUUCGUUGAGAGAUGUCAUUGGUUUAAAUCUUCACAGUUUGGCGUUGAUCCAGCAUGACAUUGAGGAACGUGAAGGUGUUGAACUCUUCCGUGAAGCAACACAAGAGCGCAAGAAACGUGAUAAGAAACGACGGGAAGGUAUCAAACGACAACUCAUACACAUGGCCUAGAAUUUAGUUACGAGUUAUUUUUUUGUUAGUUUUAAUUAUAUAAAGAAAACAAAACAUAUAAUGUAAUAUUUUUAAUACAUUUAUUAAACAAAAA